Lolium perenne is the source of this 1374-nucleotide messenger RNA. Lineage: Eukaryota; Viridiplantae; Streptophyta; Magnoliopsida; Poales; Poaceae. The record is from RefSeq and is a predicted model, not a curated record.
AUGGGGGUCAGGAAGCACCUCAUUAUAAGAAAAUUCAUUGCAGGCUCCGGUUCAUUUGCCGGUGUUGGAUUCACAAGAAAGGAUUUGUACAACAUGUGCUCUAGGGAGAGGAGGAGGCUGCUUUUCGACGGUGACGCUACCACAGCCAUCCGCUUUAUGGAAAAGAGGAAAAAGAGGGACCCUAAAUUUUUCUAUGAAUAUGAUGUUGAUGAAAAAGGCCGUCUGAAGCACAUGUUCUGGUGUGAUUCCCAGUCACGUAGGGAUUACCAGGACUACGGAGAUGUGCUGGUGUUUGAUAGCACAUACAAGAUGAAUAAAUAUAAGAUGCCAUUUGUUCCUUUUGUGGGCUUGAACAACCACCGUAGGACAACGGUUUUUGGGUGUGCCAUCCUUUCAAGCGAGAAUGAACAAACAUAUGUUUGGCUUCUAAAGACUUUCCUCGAAGCGAUGUAUCAACAGAAGCCAAAGGCAGUAAUCACGGAUGCAGAUGCCGCGAUGAUCGGCGCAAUCGGCGAAGUAUUUUCUGGUGUGUCGCAUCGCAUCUGCAGCUUCCACAUUGAAAAAAAUAUGGAGAUGCAUCUACCUAACAAGUCACUGAACGAGUUCAGGACUCUUUUGUAUUACACCACCUCAGAGCAAGUAUUUGAGGAGCGAUGGCAUGCAUUUUACAGAAAAUGGCAAUCCCCGAAAACCAGAACAUGGAUGAAGAGGAUGUACACCAAGAGGAAACUUUGGGCUGCAGCGUAUCUCUCUCAAGGAUUCUGGCUGGGUAUGAAAAGUAACCAGCGGAGUGAAAGUUUAAACUCUUGUCCGCACCUGCACCUAGAUGGGGAAAUAACAAUUGUUGAUAUGAUUAUGCACUACGACAACGCAAUUGUCCAUCUCCGUGAGAACGAAGCCCACGAUGACUGCACGGCUUCACAGACUACACCAGUGGCAAUUACUAAUUUCAGAGAACUAGAGGUUGCUGCUGCAAAAAUCUUCACUCCUGCUGUGUUCUAUAUUAUUCAAGAGGAAUAUGAUCUGCUGAACAGUACCAUUGAUGGCAUAAUUUCUAGAAGAGAGGGGUAUGCUAAAGGUAAAGCAUAUGGUCCCCUCAGGUCGGUGCAUGAAAAUGAAGAUGCUAGUGGACCAUGCGAUAUUGUUGUUGGUGAUCCUUUGAAAGUGUCCACUAAGGGUGCACCUAGGCAAGAAGCGCAGAAAUCUCCAAUGACUAAAAAUGGAAGACCGCUAGGACACAAGGAACGCAGGGUGCAGGUGUGCGGGUGUGCGGGGCAUGCCAAGAAGAAGGGCAGAACAGAAGAAACCCAAUAUGCAUAUUUCAUCCGAAGAAUGUGCAGCAGCAGGAAGGGUAGUUCUUUCAUAGUUAUCUAA